AUGGCGAAACUGACAUGUGAGCAAACGGGUGUUAAUGUGCAUACUCCUCUCAUCGCUCGAGAGGAAGGUGAGAUUCCAGAGCACCCUCGGCGAGAGCGAGGAAGUGAUUCUCAGACUCAAGUCCCGGCAAGCAUAGCCUACCUUCUCUACAUUUCACAUUUCUUGUCAACAUGGAAUUCCCGCGUGUUUGAGUUCGGAGCCGUUCUCUACUUGGCCACAAUCUACCCAAGCACCCUAUUGCCCAUGUCUGUAUAUGCGCUCUCGCGUGGCCUAGCAGCAAUUCUCUUUGCACCCGCCGUGGGUCAUUAUAUCGAUGUUGGAAACCGUUUACAGGUUGUUCGUGUCUCAAUCGGUGCAUUUUUACCCGUUCUGAUGUUCUCGAAAAGAAUGUCGCAAGUGGUCAAUCAAUGUUUGCUGGCAACUUUGGCGCUUCUAGCGUGCAUCGAGAAGCUAUGUUCCGUCAUGAACCUGGUCUCCGUGGAAAAGGAUUGGGUUGUGGUUGUUGCCGGGGAAGACCAUGAAAGCCUCAAAACCAUGAACGUGCAGAUGCGACGGAUUGACCUUAUCUGCAAGUUAAUCGGACCUCUCUUCAUUGCGUUCAUUGACAGCUCAUCACCGAAGACCGCCAUUCGUGUCAACUUCGGAAUGAGUGCCGGUUCGGUGGCUGUUGAAUAUUUCUCAAUCGCCCGGGUUUAUUACAAGGUACCGAAAUUACAGGAGCCAAGGCGCUUCACUACAGAUGAAAUUUUGGGUGUGGAAGGUGAACCAUCAAAUAUUUGGAGGGGUUGUUGCAAUAUGGCUCGAAAGUUCUUAGGAGAUUUCCGCUCUUACCUUCAUCAUCGCAUGUUCCUUCCGUCUUUCGCCGGGGCUUUGCUUUAUCUGACUGUUUUGUCCUUCGCAGGACAAAUGGUCACCUGGCUCUUGGCAGAAGGCUACGAUUCGACUCAAAUUUCCGUUGCGAGAACCUUGUCCGUGAUAUUCGAGGUGCUCGCCACAUGGGUUGCGCCCUGGCUUAUGGGAAAAGUCGGACUUAUUCGUGCCGGUAUCUGGUUGGCAAAUUGGCAGGUUGCUUGCUUAAUAGGCGGAACAGUCAUCUUUCGGAGAUCCUCGAGUAAUCCUUUUAUCUCAGCAUCGGGCCUUGUGGGCGGUGCAAUUCUCAGUCGCCUGGGGUUGCGAGGGUUUGAUCUUUGCGUGCAGAUUAUUAUACAAGAGGUUAGUUGA
Messenger RNA from Penicillium canescens, 1221 nucleotides. RefSeq names its product iron-regulated transporter. The record is from RefSeq and is a predicted model, not a curated record. The transcript has 5 exons. The coding region runs from base 1 to 1221 and encodes 406 amino acids. Gene Ontology annotation, cellular component: membrane. Lineage: Eukaryota; Fungi; Ascomycota; Eurotiomycetes; Eurotiales; Aspergillaceae. Gene Ontology annotation, biological process: iron ion transmembrane transport. Gene Ontology annotation, molecular function: iron ion transmembrane transporter activity.